UUUGCCCUUUACGACUCGCUAUCACGCCUACAAAUGUUUGUUGAAUGCCGUUUAACAUGUAAACGCAAAACUCUUAUUGUACUAAAGUGUUUUGAGAUCACUGAAAUGACAUAAGUAUGGCCUUGUUAACUGGUAAAUUAUACUCAAAGAACACGUUAGGUCGUUCGCUUUUCAAAGAUCUUGCUGAAAACGCAACUAUUUUGCCGACCGAUAAUCGUAGCAAGAAGGAGACCAGCAACAAGCCCGAAGUAGAAAGCGAGACUUCAAAGAAAGACUCCGAACCCACCGAAAACGAAAAAAUAGUAAACACGGAGAACGCAAACACGGAGGAUAAUUCAGAAAAUACUGAUUCGGCGGAGGUCAAGGUAAUAUGGAAGCAAACUGCCGGAAAAACAAAACGACCUCCGAAAGAUUUUUUCACCCCACAAGAAGAAAGUGGUGAUGCGGAAGCCGACCACGAAAAAGAGCUCAAUCUUGAAUCUGAGAAAAAAUCUAAAAAAAGAACUCCUGUAACCACCCAACCGUUGACUCUAAAUAUAAACUUAAAAACCGCAAAACCACCCCAUACCGCGAGAGCACAAAUAUCUAAUCUUCAAGCUGUUAGAGCGGCCACAGGUGUACGAUACCCUCAAAAAUCUUUGGGCCAACCCAAAGAACAAAAAUUAAAAACCGAGAGUAAGCAAGAUAACAAAGAUGAACAAGAGUGUCCCGAAAAUGAAAAACUUGAAGUGGAAAAAGUUAAAGAAAGUGAAUCUAAAGAAGAAAGACUCGAUCAAACCGUAGAAGAAGUAGCUGAAAAUAGAGAUCUUCAAUCGGCCGAAAUUCAAAAUUAUGACGAUCAACCAACAUCAGAUCCCGAUGAACCAACGAUGCCAACUCUUGAACCAAUUAUGGAGGAACCGAUUGAAGAAAAUUCUGACGAUAGCUCAAGUGAAUACAAGAGUGUAAAAAGUGAAUCGCAGUCAAAGAAACCGGUUGUUAUUAAAGUGGUUCCUCCAUCAAAAUACGCAGAAAAGUUAAGAGCUCUUUUAGCCGUCGAAGGUCAACCACCAGAAGCUCUUGAAGUUCUGCAGCCGGAUGCUAUUGCGAAUCUCAAGCGCGAACUUGCGCGGAAGGGGAUUAUAGAGAGCUAUUCUGACGAAUUAGAUGUUGAAGAACGAGUAGCCACCGAAGAAGACAUGUUUCAAAAUUUGGGAAAAGAAGUUUCAGAAUCAUCGUCAGAGGUUCUGGCAACUGCAGAAAGCGGCGUUGUUGAAGGAGACCUAGACUUGGACGAGUUAAAAGAUGAUAAGAGAGACGGGUAUAAGACAAACAAGUCUUUUGAAAUUCGAAGGCUACAGGCGAAGGCUGAACGCGAGCGAGAAGAAAAACGUAGAAUAUUUCCAAAACCCCGAUUUCUAAAAGGGUCAAAGGUUUCCAACGCACCAUCGUCGAAUAACACAGAGGAAUUUAAUGAAAUGCGAAGUCAUGGACGCGACCAUAGAAAAAACUGGGUCAGAAGGAAACCUAAAAGCAUUUUAAAAAUGCAAUCAUCGGAUACUGCAAAUAACGAAAAGAAUCAGUCUGACAAAAAGAAAGAAAAACGUAAAAGCGCUACCGUACGCAUAAGAGAACCUGAAUACGAUUAUAAGCUGUUUUCGGGCGACGAAUCUAACGAUUCAAGCGAUACUGUGCCGAGUCAGUCAUCAUCAGUACUUGGGUAUAGACCGAAUAGCGCGACAUCAUUAUCAACAAACAGCACCUCAUCGUUUAUGGAUGAUGACGAUGUCAGUUUCGAUUCGUCUUAUUUUGAACAUGCACAGCACGAAUGGGAAGAUGAUGAGAAUGCAUUCUACCGAACAUCAGCAUUGGGAAUGACUGUUCAUGACAUUUACGAUGACAUUGAUAGACUCAAUCCUUCUCGAUUAACAAACGCAAGAUUACCUGAGUCGCCGGAACAACAACAGGAUAAUUUAAAGAAAAACCGCGUAACUUCAGCUGAAGCAUCGUUGAUGGAUAGAUCAAGUUUGCAUGCUCUGAGAAACACCAGUCGUAACCAACGUCGCGGGAGACCAACAGCUAGCAGAUCCUCAGCCAGAUAUCCGUCCGCCAUUCGCCAUUACGAAGAUAAGCCGUUGCAUAUGUUUGACGCCAUGAGGUAUGAAAACGACCGAAGACAUCUUCAGCACCAUAAAUCGAACAGAAACAUAUCCCGAGAAUCUGCCCAUUUUGUUAAUCGAAAUCAAGACAGAAUGCUUUCCAGAGAAUCUAGGAUCUCUCCUCAGAGUAAAGGAGUUAGUUUUACCGAUGGUGCAAUUGCGUUCGGUCCUCAUAUGGCACCGAUAUCCAAGGACAUACCCAGCGACGUGACAGAGACAGAAUGGGUUGAUAGGGUGCAAAAGUUUAUGGCAACUGCGUACGCCGGCAAAAAGAAACAAGACGAACAAAGAAAACACCUUCGAAAGACUAAUUUCGCUCAACGUUUUUUAAGUAAAAUUAAAGGUAAGAAGAAGAAGAAGAAAUUGAUAGAAAAGCCGCCCGAUGAGGACGAAAUCAUCAUGCCAGCAAUUUGCUACUGCGAAUGCUGCCCUUCCUGCUGCUUUGUUUGCUUGCCUGAUUCACUUUGUAGUAUGAUGAUAAUAUUGUUUGUACCAACCAUCAUCCUUAUGACAUGUGUAUUACUAGCAAUAUUUUGGGCUACAGGUAUCUUUCCGUUGUGAUGUCAUGGAUCUCGUCGCUAAUGAGGAGAGGAAGAUAGUACAGUAUACGGACUUUCUCAUUUUGUCAAUCAACUCCUCUAAAUGGAAUCAAAUCGAUAUAAUUGGAAAUGUCCAGAUUUGGAACAAUGGGAGGCUGGCGAAGAAUAUAUAAAUGUUUUUAUUUUAUUUAAAAUGAAUAUAAUAUUAUUAAUAAACCAUUUAUAAUAAGUCUUA
Messenger RNA from Styela clava, 2912 nucleotides. RefSeq lists its product as uncharacterized. NCBI's taxonomy places the organism in Eukaryota, Metazoa, Chordata, Ascidiacea, Stolidobranchia, Styelidae. The record is from RefSeq and is a predicted model, not a curated record.